AUGGCGGCCGCAUGGCACACCUUGGGCCCGACUGCGUUAGCAGCAGUCAUAUGGCUUUCUGGACCAUGCCGCCCCCAACUCUUAACCCUGGGCUAUUGUUCCUACUACAACCUGCUAAGCAGCGGAGCUGCUUCAGCUGACCGGCCCUCAUAUCAAAGUCUGGUCCUAGCAGCUGCCAACUUGAGCCUAGAGCACCCUGACGACAACCCUCGAACCACAGCCCGACGACAUCUCACCUGGGAAUCCCGAUAUCGACCAUCCAUGGCAGGGGAACCGGAGGCACAGGUGACAGGCGCACAUGGAGCACGGGACUGGCAACAACCCAACUUUUCACAGGGCUUGUAG
Pelobates cultripes (western spadefoot toad) is the source of this 345-nucleotide messenger RNA. NCBI's taxonomy places the organism in Eukaryota, Metazoa, Chordata, Amphibia, Anura, Pelobatidae. The record is from the annotation of a GenBank genome assembly.